Rhinocladiella mackenziei CBS 650.93 is the source of this 1380-nucleotide messenger RNA. RefSeq lists its product as uncharacterized. NCBI's taxonomy places the organism in Eukaryota, Fungi, Ascomycota, Eurotiomycetes, Chaetothyriales, Herpotrichiellaceae. The transcript has a single exon. Bases 1 to 1380 code for a protein of 459 amino acids. The record is from RefSeq and is a predicted model, not a curated record.
AUGCUUAUGCCAACCAUCCUCGUCGUCGGUACCACGGAUACCAAACUCGAUGAAAUCCUGUAUUUGCGAGAACAGAUUCUAGCUCAAGGUACUUGCCGCACCAAGAUUCUCGAUGUAAGUCAUACUGCAGCCAAGUCGAAUACCCUGGACAAACUCCCUCCCGGCGAGACCCUCUCACCGUUACGCGAACACAGUGCAACCUUGAAGGCGCUUUCUCGUGGAGAAUACAUCGACCAGGCCAUUGAGCUAUGUCUGCCAAUGGUCAAGGAUCUCGUAUCCAAAUCUCAAAUCCAAGGGAUCGUAUCCUCCGCCGGCAGCAGUGGCUCAUCCCUGGCGACAGCCUUCAUGCGGAAUGCAUGUCCAGUGGGAUUCCCCAAACUCAUGGUUUCAACAAUGGCAAGUGGAGAUGUGAAGCACUACGUCGAGGAAACAGAUAUCACUAUGAUGUACAGUGUCGUCGACAUUGCGGGGAUCAACUCCAUCCUCAAGCGAAUCCUUUCCAACGCCGCUGCAGCGAUCUCGGCCAUGACGGUUUCCUACGCAAAGUCUCUUGUUGACCCUUCUUUGACAGAGAUGAAAGGCAAGCGGAUUGCCAUCACCAUGUUUGGCAACACUACACCUUGUGUCGACCAAAUUCGUCGAAUCUUGACCUCCACCCCACAUGACGUUUCCGAAUAUGAGAUCUAUGUGUUCCAUGCCACUGGAUCGGGUGGUCGUGCCAUGGAACGACUCAUAGCCGAAGGGCAAAUUGACGCGGUGGUGGAUUUGACCACAACAGAGAUCCCAGACGAACUCUUUGGUGGCGUUCUCAGUGCGGGACCAGAUCGACUCGAAGUUGCGGCAAAGAUGGGUAUUCCCAUGAUUGUCUCGGUCGGAGCAUGCGACAUGGUCAACUUCGGUCCGAAAGAUACCGUGCCCGAGAAAUACCAGGAUCGCAAACUGUUUGUUCACAACCCUGCGGUGACAUUGAUGCGUACCACGCCAGAGGAGAACAGGAAAAUUGGCGAGUUCAUUGUCUCCAAACUAUCAACUCAUGCCACCAACCCGACGGCGAUUCGCGUUCUUCUCCCUCAAGGUGGAAUCAGCAUGCUUGACGCACCAGGAAAGCCUUUCCACGAUGUUGAUGCCGACAAUGCUUUAUAUGAGAGCAUCGAGGAAGGAUUGGAAGCCACACAGAUCGAAAUCGAGAAACAUCCACUACAUAUUAAUGAUGAAUUGUUCGCAGGACAUGUUGCUUCUGCCAUACUGGAGGUCAUGGGUGUUACACCGAGGAAAUAUAGGCUUGCCAACGCCAGGAGACGAAAAUGGAGUUUCGAUCAUGGUGCGACGGUGAUGAUGGCUAGGAGAAGCAGCCGGGUUGAGAUUCCGGAUGCUGUGUAG